CCGUAACCUCGGCUGUGUCCAAGCUCAUGAUUAAAGAGCCCACCCUCCAUUGCUGACGUGGCGAUAUCUGAUUCGGCCAUUUCGUCUCGUCGGGAUUCAUACCAACACACCCAAUUAACAAUACCAGUCACUCUCACUCAUUUUUCUCUCUCUUUCUUUCUCUUUCUCUCUCAACUUGUGUUUUUUCUCUAUGCAGAAUUUCCCCAAUUUCUCCACUACCCUAUCUCUUCUGCUCCUCAAACUCCCACAUUCACACCCAGCAAUGCACGAUCUUCCGUACGAAUGCAAUUUUGAUAUUUAAUUUCCGACUUUUCCCUUCUUACCGCUGAAUUAGAAAUGCUAGAGGCAAUGGAAAGCUCAGUCAAUGGUGGGUUCUCCCAUUUGCAGAGCUGCGGAGACAGCAGCGAAGAGGAGUUAUCGGUGCUGCCACGUCACACCAAAGUCGUGGUAACCGGAAAUAACCGCACUAAAUCGGUGCUCGUUGGUCUUCAAGGUGUUGUUAAGAAAGCCGUUGGUCUGGGAGGAUGGCAUUGGCUGGUUCUUACCAAUGGUAUUGAAGUGAAGUUACAAAGAAAUGCCCUCAGUGUAAUUGAAGCACCCACGGGUAAUGAGGAAGAUGAUGAACUGGAAUUUGAAAAUAUGCAGUGGAAUGGAUCUGAUAUGGCAUCGGACGACACACAGAAGUCCCACAAACCGAGGCACAGAAUGCAUAGAACAUUGGGAUCAUCUCAUCACAAGACCAUGAGUAGGUCCUUCUCUGGCGAUUCACACUCAAAGGGGUCCGUUUCUAUGCCUCAUGGGUCCGCGGUGGACUUGAGCAAACUUGAAAUGGCUGCAUUGUGGAGAUAUUGGCGACAUUUUAAUCUUGUGGAUGCGGUCCCAAACCCAUCAAAAGAGCAGCUAGUAGACAUUGUUCAGAGGCAUUUCAUGUCACAGCAAAUAGACGAGUUGCAAGUGAUUAUGGGAUUUGUCCAAGCUGCAAAGAGGCUCAAGACAGUGUGCAAAUAGAUGAAAUGAAGCGAGAAAUGAUAUUUGAAAAGUUCAAGUAUCUAUGCUAACAAAGAUAAUGUAUGUAAUAUCCACUUCCCAUCGUAUUAUGCUAUCGGUGAUUUGUAACUUUCUGAUAUAGUAGAGUAGGUUAGUAAUUUGAGGUUAUAGAGGUUCUUACUCUUUUGUAGCCACCCCAGUUGUGUAGAUAUAAAUGACAUUGCAACUGGAUCAUAGGGAAGUCUCCCGGGCUUUCUUUACAACUUGAUUCAAUGUAUUGCUGAUCUGGGAAGUGGGUUUUCAGAGACCUUAAUGUAUAUAUAUUUUCAGUUUCUUUCAA
Molecule: messenger RNA, 1327 nt
Organism: Vigna angularis (adzuki bean)
Lineage: Eukaryota; Viridiplantae; Streptophyta; Magnoliopsida; Fabales; Fabaceae
Exons: 6
Coding region: 337-1008 (223 amino acids)
Biological process (GO): regulation of DNA-templated transcription
Cellular component (GO): histone deacetylase complex
Molecular function (GO): protein binding; transcription coregulator activity
Source: RefSeq, a predicted model, not a curated record